Messenger RNA from Pseudogymnoascus verrucosus, 3565 nucleotides. RefSeq lists its product as uncharacterized. The coding region runs from base 95 to 3307 and encodes 1070 amino acids. The record is from RefSeq and is a predicted model, not a curated record. Lineage: Eukaryota; Fungi; Ascomycota; Leotiomycetes; Thelebolales; Thelebolaceae. The transcript has a single exon.
GUUUCCGAUUCUAUAUUUCUCUUUUCCCCCCCCCCCCUUCAAUAACUUCAUUCUUUCCCUUCUUCCCCUUCACUCUCCUCAUUAUUUGACUCAGAUGCCUUCAGAAGACCCCGAUAACGACGACGGAGACGGCAUGUCUUACCGCGCCACAGCCAACAAAACACCGCCCCAGCUGCAAUUUCAACCAUCUCCACCACCAGCACAACCCAAGUCCGGCGCCGCGCCCAUGGAUGAUAUGCUAUUUAUGGAUCCGCCAACAGCGUCGCAUCGCGACGAAAACCCGGAGCCAACGGCAGCAUCGCCCAUCGCCACGCCUCUCACUCUCACCAGAAGUGGCUUCCUCAAUAAUCCCAAUACCACCGUCCCGAGCCUCUUCAGCAGAUCCACGCACCGCAGCUACGACCCCAUUGACGGCAGCAGCGACCGCGACGCCGACGGCUUCAGCGCCAAUACGAGCCCGCUCCUGACAACCAGCGAAGGUAGCAAGGGGGACGACUUAGCCGGCUUCAGGCGGAGAUUGGACACCGACACCACUACCAGCCCGGCGCGCUUCGAGACGGACGAUAACGACGACGCGGUCACGGCGAGCACGGCGUUACUACACGAACCUGUCGUUCGGAGGGCGAGCACACGAGGUGUCCGGGUUCGACAUCCUACACCAGGACUACAGACGCUACAGGGGGCUUAUACAGCGAACGUGGUGCAGUUAGAGCGGUCGGCGGAGAAACUCAGCAUGACGUCCAGCAUUGAAGACUCGAUCCGCAAUGCGUACGAGGAGGUGAAGAAGUCGGAUAGCAGGAUGAACUCGCUCCGACAAUCCUCGCUGAUGAACCUCGUCACCGACAUCCCGUACGAGGGCGUAUCAACAUCGACACAACUCACGAGCGCGGUGGAGGUCGCGAGCCCGUUAAACUUUGCGAGCCCGACGUUUCCGACAAGGGAUACGAAUUCUUUGCAUUCCACCACCUCGACGUCGAUCCUGGAUGUGAAUAAUGCCGCGAGAUCGGGAGGUUACUCGCCGGGAGGUGCGGUUAUACUUGGUGCGAGGCCCAGGGCGGACUCGAAGACCUCGAAGACAUCAAAGUAUGGGACACGGCCGGAGCCGGAGAUGGAGGGGCGACCGCUGAGCGAGUUCGUGCCUUCAAGAAACAACUCGUACCUGUCGUCGCGGAACGUCUCGAGGGCACCAUCGAUCGCGGAGAAGGAGGAGGAGGAGGCAGCAGUCAGGAGGCCGCUGGCUAUCAGGAAUCUGUCGGCGGAUGAUAUUGAUGUUGAUGAGGAGAAGACGGAUAUAGGACUGAAUAAACUCGUUCCAGACGAUUCACAGUCGGAGAUGGACCAGGCACAGGAGCUAUUUGACGACUUUGAUGGCCAACACUAUGCGAAUAUGGCUGCACCACCUGCAAAUGCACCACCGCCGCCUCCAGCAGCGGAACCAAGGCCGGAUAUCCAAAAACGAAGGGAUUCAUCAGCAAAUACGCUGUCGAUGGCACGCCCUAAAUCAUAUGCCGAUCCGCUCACAGGACAGCAGAUGGUAUUCUACCCCGCGCCCGUCCCAUCAAUGCUCAUGCUCCCCCAAAAGCUCUCCAACCGCCCCUCCCCAGCGAAGAGAGAAAAACGCCGCACCCAAGCUCUCAGCACCCUCCCACCACUAGCCCUCCAAUCCGCACCCUGGCUCCAAGACGUCGUCGAAGGCCAACAAACCGAACAGUCCCAGCAAAUCCCCGACGAAGUCCUCGACGCCGAAUACCUCGCGCAGCACCACAAGCAAAAAGUUGGCGGUCGCCGCUCCACACAAGACCUCCUCCACAUGCCCGAACAACUCCGAGCAAACGAGUUCUUCGAGCAGCCACAGCCCCACCAACUCGUCGAGAUCAAGGAACAAUCCGCCGUCGCGACACUAGACAACAUCCUCGACGCCUCUGCCUACGCCCCCGUCUCCGCCUUCACCGACCACGCCUACGCAGGCCGCCUGGGAGCCGAAGUCUACGGCGCCCACGACCCCCGCGCCACCCGCACCAAGAGCCAACUCCUCGCCCCCCCCGAAGCCCCCAAGAAGCGCGUAUCCUCCUUCUUCGGCCUCGGUCUCGGCGGCGGCGAUAAGAGCGACCGAGCCCGCAGCUCAACAGUAACCAGCAUGCUCGGCCUCGACAAAACACCCUCCUACACCGCCGUAGCAGACGACUCGCACUCCCCCCGCCUCCCCCCCUCCCCCUCCAACGGCCUCGACAACACCGGCGACGGCGACGAAUUCGACGCCGACGGCCCCCCUUCACCCCGCGAGCGCGACCACGACGACACUUACAUCGGGGCCCCCACCACUCUCCUCGCCGAGCUGCAGCUGCGCAAACAACACGCCAAGACGCGCACGCAGAACCUAACUCAGGCAGCGGGCUCGCGCUCUACGCUGCUUGAGCUGGAUGCCGUGGCGCUGGUGGAAUCGAAAGCGAGACAGCAGAAACGCGUCACACUUGCGUGGCAGGAACAGCAUCCGGAGGAGGAGGAGGAGGAUGAUGAUGUGCCGCUUGGUGUGCUGUUCCCGGGACAGUCGCUGCAGCAGCUAGAUCGUGCGUCGAGACCAAUGGGACUCAUGGAGCGCAGAGAGCUAGAAGACAAUGAACCACUCAGCCAGCGCCGUGACCGCCUCCUUGGUCGCGGCGGACUACAGCGCGAACCACUUCGUCGUCACACCCCCGAGCCCGGUCACACCCCCGAGCCGGCGGAGGACUCGAAUCCCCUCCCCAACGCUCGGCCGGUGAGCGGAGCCUUCUCGCUUGAACUACUAAACCAGUUCGGCGACCCCUCGCCCCCAGACGCUGCCCCAGAGGAAGAAGAAGAAGAAACCCUCGGCCAACGCCGUCGCCGUCUCCUCGCCGAGCGCGAAGCCGCCGCGAAACCAGCACCAAAACAGCGCCGCAGCAUGGCCGACAUCCUCUCUGCGCACCCUGCCGCCAGUAGGGGCGAGUACCCUCAUCUCGCUGAGCACCUCCAACAACAGCAACAAAAACAACAACAACAGCGCAGCGCGGGGCAUCGACAAUCGAUAUUCCCCACCGCACCGCAAUUAUACCCCGAGAUGGGAAUGAACUACCAAAGCCAAGUCGGUGGCGGGAUGGGAAGCGGAAUGACGGGGCGCGAGAUGGUGGAGCAGAUGAAAGCUAUCCGUGCCAGACAGGCGCAGCAGGGGGGCUGGGGACAGCAGCAGAUGUGGCAGGGGAUGGCGGCGCAGGGGAUGGGGCCGCAGCAGGGGGGUGGGGUGGAUAUGGUGGAGAGGUGGAGGAGGAGUGUUAUGCUUCCUGGGGCGUAGGUGGUGGGAUGGUGUGUGUGAUAUAUGUGUGAUGUGGUGUUUUUUUUGGCUUGGGAAGGGGGAUAAUAUAGAUGGGUUGGUGCAUUGCGUGGAUGGGUGGGAUGUGGAUUGGGUUGGGGGGGAUAUGUAAUGUUUGUAAUAGAGUAAUAAUUAUGGGAAUACUUGUACCAGAACUGACCGAACUUUGGGUCACGGUGUGUAUGGUGGAUAUGAGGAGUUCGUUUUGGUGUGAUUGUACAAUUAUUGAUUAGCUAUGGG